UAGUAGUCGCCGUCGUCGUCGUAGUAGCUUACCUGCCGCGGUCGUCGUCGUCGUCUUCUGCGUGCGUACCAUCGCCGGCCGGCCGACGUGUCCGUGUGAGACAUCUGUGCUCCAGUGGUGCAGUCAUCGUGGGUACGCGCACGUGCACAGAACGCAUACAUAAUAAAUAUAUUAUUAUAACAGCGAUAGUAAUUUAUGUGUAUAUGUUAUAUUUAUAAACAGUCGAGUUGGGCGCGCGUUCGAUCGGUCUACAUUAUUCUAUACUGUAUGUACGCGCGUUUUUCUAUAAAAGUAUUUUCCUGUCGUCGCGAAGUUAGACAUAUUGGUUUUAAAAUUCGCCCGUGAAUUAUCGUCGUGCUUUCCAACAUCUGAAAAUGCGUCUCGCCGAUCCGAGCCCCGAAAAUCCCACCGCGGUAUAACGGUGGCGGCGGCGAUGUACCACCUGCCGGAGCAGCAUCACCACCGACAUGUUCCACCGUCGCAGUGCCGUCACUUGACGACCACCGGCCCUCGGCGGACACGGGUCGCACUUGAACCACCACCGCUUCCGCCACCGCCGUCGUCGAUACAAACAUCUAUUGGAGUCGUCUGUUUUCGUGAACGUGCCACGACAUAAUAUCAUACGACAUACGACGACACACCUAUAUAUAAACAUAUAUAAUCUUUACAACAUGGACGUGUUCAAGCUCGAUCAGUCGUUAGCGGCGGGGCUGGGAGGCGCACCGUCCGCCGAUAAGCUGACGGCCGACGUCUCGUUUGGCGCCGGCACCACGGAGGAGUUCAACCUGAGCUUUUUCGAUGACACGACCACAGACACGGCCGGCUCGGAGAGCCACGACCCGCCAGCCCAGGGAUUCGGCGACGAGCCCUGCACCUCCGUGGCCAUGGACACGACCACGUCCACUCCCGCGGCCGCUUUCCGCGACGUCCGCGUCCAAUCUCCGUGCACCAGUUCCACGUACCGGCAGCCCACCGCUUACGUUGGCCACGUGGCCACCUCUCAACCACCUCCCCCUCCGCCGACGGCUGCCGUCACCAACUCGACGCCAUCCUCGUCCACCACCGCACCAGAUCAACACUUUGCGGCAGCCGACUCGAACACUACGCCGGCCAAAUCGUUCGUACCGUGUCGUGUGUGUGGCGACAAAGCGUCUGGGUAUCAUUAUGGCGUCACGUCGUGCGAAGGAUGCAAGGGGUUCUUCAGACGGAGUAUACAAAAACAAAUCGAAUAUCGGUGUCUGAGGGACGGUAAAUGUUUGGUGAUCAGAUUAAACAGAAAUCGAUGUCAGUACUGCCGAUUCAAGAAAUGUCUGACGGUCGGCAUGUCCAGGGAUUCUGUUCGGUACGGGAGAGUGCCGAAGAGGUCUCGUGAGCAACUCGAGUCGGAGUCGAAGACCGUGUCGGCCGCGGAUUCGAUGGCGGCGGCCGUCCAGGUGACCACCACGACGGCGACCACGACGACAGUCGCUGCGAACGCGGCCGCAGCCGUGGCGGCCGCCGUGGCCAUAGGGAUCGGCGGCAGCGCACCGGCCACGGCUGAACCCAUCAUGACCGGCACCGGACCGGCCGCGGUAAUCGAGACCAACGGCGGCAGCGUGUCCAUAUCGUACGACGUGAUCGCGGCCAUAUCGCAGGCGCACCUGACCAACUGCGAUUACACGGACGAGCUGACCAGGACACUGCUCCGGAAACCAGUCGCCUCUCCUCCCGCUCAGGGAUGCUCCAGCCCAGAGGUGGCAUCGUCAACGGCGGACAGCGAGGAACAGCAAAAAAUAUGGCUGUGGCAACAAUUGGCAGCGCACAUCACGCCCACCGUGCAGAGGGUAGUGGAGUUCGCAAAAAGAGUGCCAGGUUUCAUAGACCUCAGCCAAGACGAUCAGCUGAUUCUCAUUAAAGUGGGAUUUUUCGAACUAUGGCUGUGCUACGUGUCCAGGUUGGCCACGGAUCUUUCGCUCACCUUCUACGACGGCACGUUCAUCACACGACAGCAACUGGAGCUCAUUUACGACGUGGACUUCGCCACAGACGUGUUCCAGUUGGUGACAUCUUUCAAUGGUUUAUCGCUGACGGACACCGAAGUUGGUCUAUUCGCCGCCAUCGUACUGCUCACGCCGGACAGGCCCGGCGUCUCGGACGUAAAAACCGUACAGCACAGUCAGGACCGGAUCGUUGAAGCUUUCAAGCUACAACUGAGCAAAGGUCACGGAGGAGAUAAGAAUUUGGCUCAAACGGUGUUGUCGAAACUGCCGGAACUGCGAACUAUUGGUGCCCGACACGUUUCGUACCUCGAGUGGUUCAGGUUAAAUUGGCACAUGCUAAAGUUGCCGCCGUUAUUCGCCGAAAUAUUCGACAUACCCAAGUGCGAAGAGGACUUGCAUCAAGGCUGAAUUAUUAUCUUUCUAUUUUAUUGUUACAGGUUUUUUUUUUAUACAUACUUAUAAAGUUUCGUUUUUUUUAUUUGAAACGAAUCGAAUACUUCCUAAACGAACAAAACGUGUUUACAAUCAAAAGCAGAAAAAAAAAUGUAUUAAUAAUAAUAAUAAUUUUUUAACAAUAUCUUCGUAACGAUAAUCUCUUGAAAUUUACGAUGAAUAUUGUUAACGCGCUUCAGCCGGCUCCUGUCGAAACAUGCUUGCGCCUCCCAAAUAUUCGUCCGGUCGGCGCGGAGUACAACACAUAACCAUUGACAUCAUGUCGAUCAAAGAUAUAAUAUAAUAUAUACCUAUAUAUUAUUAUACUACACUAUUGAGCAAUAAAAUACAAAAAAAAAAACACUAUAUCGUCUAAUAUUAGAAUAAUUCUAUGUAAAACGAAAUAAACAUUUUAUAAAUAUUAUAUAGAACAUAAUAUGUAUAAUAUAAUAAAAAAUUAUGACAUAGGGUACAUGUACAACGAAACAAUCUUGUAUGAUAAGUGUGUUCUUUUUUAGUUAUUGUAUAGUUAUAGAAAUUCAAUGACGAUCAAAAUUUCAUCUUACACAUAGUAACGAAUAAUAUACUCGUUCUCGUUUCUUGUUAGGAUUCUUGCAAUAACAUUAAUCAUUUUCAUAUCAUGCAUUUUUUUUUUUAAUCACAUACCUGAUGUGUUCAUGGCUUAGUGGAGUGCGGAUAUAAUAUCAUCAUUUUCAUAUAAUAGUAUUAUGAUGUAAUUGAUCUUAUUAAAUAAUAUUAUAUAUUUAAUAUGUAUGUAUACACAAACGCACACAUGUGUGUGUUUUGUGCAUCGUAAUAGAACUCCAUUUAUCUUUCUAUAUAUUACGUACCUACGAUGUAUUUGGCCUGAAAAUGUUUUUUUUUGUCUUUGUACUGUGUUCAUCAUUGACAAUCUUGAGUUCGUUUAAAAAGACAAAAAAAAAAUCUAAGCAAUAUUUUUAAUAUUUAAUUACUGUAUGGUAAAAAUAACUAAAAAUCAAUUUUUUUUUUAUGGAAAGUAAUUAUAUUAUUAUUAUUAUUAUUACUAUUAUAUUAUGAUUUGAUUUUCUUCGUACAUUUUCUCUUUUUUUAUAAUUUCACUAGUCAACUGAAGCAAUUUGGUCCAGUAACUGAGCAAACAAAAACGCUUUUAUGUGAUAUAUUUUUUUUAGUUGAAUUUUGUGUUAUUUUAUCUUUUUACAUUCCAUAGGUACUUUUUUAUAUUUUAUUUAUAGGCAAUAAGUUUUAAAAUUAUACUACAUUUUCGCAAUCUAUUUAUUAUAGCUCUUACGCUGUUGUUGUUAUUGUUGUUGUUAAUCAUUUUUUAUUAGUUUUUACAAGUUAACUAACAGUGUACAACCGUUGUGUAAUAUGAAAAGUGCAAUUUAAAUGGGAACCACUGUAUGGCCCGGGUUUUCUGUCAAUACUUCAGUUUCUCUUUUUCUCUACUUCUCAAUUUCUUACUAAUAAAUACAAAUACACAAACAUGUAUAACAAAUCAUAAAGGAUUAAAACACAUACACACACAGACACACACAAACACACUCACCCAAACAAACCCACACAUACACAUACACACACAAACAUACACUACAUACAUACCUUACAUGCCACACAUCACAUCAACACUUAUGUAUUCACAGGGUAGAUUAGUUAUUUCAAAUCGUUUAUGUUAAAGACAAAAUUACAAAAAUGUUUAGAACUCCUUUUUUUGGAUAAUAUUAUAUAUCAUAUCUUUAAGAUUUUUAGAGUAAUUUUUGAACACCAAGGUAGUAAAUCGAAUGUGUAUUAUAAGAAAAUAAUUUUAAAUUUAAAAUAAAAAUGUUAUGAGAGACAAUCACAGAUAUACUGAAAUGGACUCACCUUUACCUUUCGCAAUAAUUAGGAUAAUGUUAUAUAUUUUUUUUUAGCUCGUAAAAUUAUUCAACAUCGAACAAAAGCAAAUUAAUUGACUUUUGUUUUUGUUUAUGCUGUUUGUAUAAAGUUUUCUUAAUUCGUUAUAUUAUAGUCUAUAAUUUUCUUUCUACUAAUUUGUUUUGUUAUUAAUAAUUGCAUUUUAAUUAAUAUAAUAUACAAUUGUUAAACAUUUUUAGACAAAUUUUUAUUGUAUUUGUUUUAGAAAAUAGGUCAUGAUUUGAGUAGAUGUGAUCCUCUAUUUGUAUUUCAAUAUGAUUAAUUAGCAAAUGCUAUCGCUAAUAGAGAAAUGUUGUGCAUUAGAUAAAUGUCUUUUUUCUACUUUUUUAUUGAACGGAAUUCAGCUAGUGUUAUUUUGAGUAUUUAGCGUUAAUUAGUAUUUUUUAUGUAUACUAUAUAUAUAAAACCGAAAUAUUUACAUACAACAAUAACAUGUUUACCUCGUUUUUAAAAGUUAAAUUUAUAUAUUGACAUAUUGUAAUAAGUAGCUGAAAAUGUCGAUAAUCGGAAGAAACAGUAAAUACAAACUUAAAUCAUUAUUGUAAUAUAAAAAAAUACUUUAUGUAUGUCUGUAGCAUAUAGAUUAUUUGAUUAUUGUUUAGAUUGUUGUAUAAAAACACCACUUUUUAUUAGAUCUUAUUAUUAUUAUUUUUUAUUAAAUUUUAUUGUUUUGUUCUAAAAAUUUAAAGUUACAGCUCGAAUAGUUAAAUCUUGUCAAAAUAAUACGUAGGCGAGUAGUAGUGAUUCUGCGUAAAGCUUACAUAUUUUACUUACUAUUAUUUAUUGUAUAGUAUUUAAGUAUGAUAUUUUCUUAUGUUUUUUUUCGAGUUCGGUAUUUACCAUAUUAUUAAAUAAUAAAUUAUGUGUCGUUGAUGUUUAUAGGUAAAUAGACUAAUACUUAUUAUAAUUACUUUUAUAUAUUAUUAUAAAUGUAAUUUAUAAAUUAUUAUAAUAACAACGAAGUCGUAGCUAUAAAUAUUAUACUUUGACAAUGAAAUUGCGUAUAGGUUCGUAUUUAUUGUUUAUCAGUAUAUAUAUUAUUAUACACGUACCUAUGUACCUACGUAUUUUGCUUGUUAUACUGUAUUAUUAUGUUCGAUUUUUAUUAUUAUUUUUUUAUUGAUAUAUUUUAUUUAGAAUAGGAACCCAUUAGUACAGAAAAUAAACCGAUGAUCGAAAAACUUCUUAAAAAAA
Messenger RNA from Myzus persicae (green peach aphid), 5519 nucleotides. It is a transcript of the gene Eip78C, whose product is annotated as ecdysone-induced protein 78C. The record is from RefSeq and is a predicted model, not a curated record. Lineage: Eukaryota; Metazoa; Arthropoda; Insecta; Hemiptera; Aphididae. The coding region runs from base 672 to 2387 and encodes 571 amino acids. The transcript is spliced from 8 exons. Gene Ontology annotation, biological process: regulation of DNA-templated transcription. Gene Ontology annotation, molecular function: DNA-binding transcription factor activity; zinc ion binding; sequence-specific DNA binding.